Myotis daubentonii (Daubenton's bat) is the source of this 1722-nucleotide messenger RNA. RefSeq names its product actin related protein 2/3 complex inhibitor (gene ARPIN). Lineage: Eukaryota; Metazoa; Chordata; Mammalia; Chiroptera; Vespertilionidae. The record is from RefSeq and is a predicted model, not a curated record. Gene Ontology annotation, biological process: negative regulation of actin nucleation.
AAUCGCUAGUCUCUGCUCGUCGUCCCGGUCCCCGCACGUCGUCCCGGUCCCCGCACAGCGGCCGGCCGGCCCCGGGAGGAUGAGCCGCAUCUACCAGGACAGCGCGCUCCGGAACAAGGCGGUGCGGAGCGCACAGCUGCCCGGCGCCUGGGAGCCGGCCGCCCACCAGGGGGGAAGUGGUGUCCUGCUGGAGGGAGAACUGGUCGAUGUGUCUCGGCACAGCAUCUCGGACGCCCAUGGCAGGAAGGAGCGCUACUACGUGCUGUAUGUCCGGCCCAGUCGCAUCCAUCGCCGGAAGUUCGACCCCAAGGGAAAUGAAAUCGAGCCCAACUUCAGUGACACCAGGAAGGUGAACACUGGCUUCCUCAUGUCAUCCUACAAGGUGGACGCCAAGGGGGACACGGACAGACUCACGCUCGAGGCACUGAAGGAGCUGGUGAAUAAGCCGGCGCUGCUCGCCCUGACGGAGAGCCUCACGCCCGAGCAGACCGUGGCCUUCUGGAUGCCCGAGUCGGAGAUGGAGGCCCUGGAGCUGGAGCUGGGGGCCGGGGUUCGGCUGAAAACCCGAGGCGACGGCCCCUUCCUGGAUUCAUUAGCCAAGCUUGAGGCUGGAACAGUGACCAAGUGUAAUUUCGCUGGCGAUGCAAAGACGGGGGCAUCGUGGACCGACAACAUCAUGGCCCGAAAGUCUUCCGAGGGGACCACGGCGGAGACCCGAGAGCAGGGGGACGGGGCAGAGGAUGCGGAGUGGGACGACUGAGGUUCCUGGGAGAAGCGGGGUCCCCGGGGCUCACCCGCGCUGAGAAUGUCUUCCAUCGACUUCCAUUCUGGAGUUCAAGGAUGAGCCCCGCAGCCUCACUCGCCUUGAACAAGCCGUGCGAAGACCAAAUCCACAACCACACCCUUAGCAGCAGGGCCCCCUGCCCUGGCUCACCGGGGGCCCUCCCUGAGUGGGAGUGGAGCCUCCUAGUGUCAUGACAACCACACCCUGAUGGCAGCAGUGUCUCUGGAGGCUAGCGGGGAGCGAGUGCCCCGCUCAGGCAGGGGAACUGGGGGCUUGGUCUUGGUGCAGAAUCGGGGGACAUCCCUCAUGUAUAUGCAAAGCGGCUCAGAGGGGGAGCUGGCAGGCUCCUUCCUCUGCCCUGGUCUUUUCCGCUUUCCUCCCUCGCCUUCCCUCCCUGGUGCUCUGGGCUGCGGUCUCUGCUCUCCUGCUCAGUCCUCCUGUCCCCAGCGCCCCUUUCUCUCCCAGAAGCUGCCAGUUCUCUAUUCCUCCCCGGUUCUCUGCCACUUUGGGGGUUCCUGCCUCCUGGCCUCCCUGGCUGCUUGGCUGGGGAUGCUGUGCCCAGAUGUGGCUGGCUGGUCCCCACCUCGCAGACACACUCUGUCAGGACACAUUUUUUAAAGCACCAUUUUUUUUCUUUAUCUUUUUUAAACGAAGCAUUUUUUUAUAUUUUUAUUUCAGAGAGGAAGGGAGAGGGAGAGAGAGAUAGAAACAUCAAUGAUGAGAGAGAAUCAUUCAUCAGCUGCCUCCUGCACGCCCCCUACUGGGGAUGGAGCCUGCAACCCGGGCAUGUGCCCUGACCGGGGGUCGAACCCGUGACCUCCUGGUUCAUAGGUCGAUGCUCAACCACUGAGCCACGCCGGCUGGGCGAUAGCGCCUUUUUUGUUGUUGUUCUGUACCUUGGGACCUUCUUUAUAAACGAGUGAAUCUUCAGAAAAGGA